This is a messenger RNA of Acaromyces ingoldii, 753 nucleotides long. RefSeq lists its product as hypothetical. Bases 199 to 651 code for a protein of 150 amino acids. The record is from RefSeq and is a predicted model, not a curated record. The transcript has a single exon. Lineage: Eukaryota; Fungi; Basidiomycota; Exobasidiomycetes; Exobasidiales; Cryptobasidiaceae.
AGCUAUCGAACAGAAGUCGCACUCAGCUUGGCUCGCAAGUGUCGCAGGAAGCAACCUCACCUUUUCGAGAGCUUCGGCAAGCUUCAAGACUUCUGCUGCUUGGGUGGCAGACUGUGACGGAUCACCAAAUGCAAAAGUGUUGCUCCUGGCGAUGCAUGCUCGACCGGUGGCAUCAGAGAGCAUCCAUCCGUCCGGCCCAUGCAACGAGAGAAGGAGGCAGCUGGACAGCGACUGAUCAGCUCAGCCCAGCCCACUUUUUCCCUCUUCAGCCUAUUCUCACUAGUCGUCCUGCUCCGACACAGCCUUGGUCAGGCCUCUAGACUGGAUCCGAAACGGCUUGGCAGGCUCCCAUGGAUCGUGGGCCACAUGGGAGGUGCGCUGGCCCCAGAUGCGCCGUCCGGCUGCCUCUCCGGUACACCGUUCGAGAUUGCCCCUGAGCUCCAAGUCGCAUCGUUGCGCCGACUUCUCAAAGGAGACAAACGACUUGGCCCUCCAAGUCGAGCCGACGAGUUUGCACAUGGUGAGCAGCGCAAAGCCCGUCUCCACUGGUCCAUGGGCCCCUCUUCAGCACAACAGCUCUGUCAGCUGUUUCACAUCUACUUACACGCCGAAGCAUCCGCCAUUCGAGGCAAUGACGUGAUGAUGAGGUGAAAUGCCUUUCCGAUUGGCCGUCUGACGGUGUCGUCGGUGAUCUUCUCGAGCGGUAGGUGGUCUCGGCCCGUUGGAGGCACCGCAAGUCGAGCCUGGAGGCCA